UAGGCCAAAUAAUUUAUCUCUCUGGGCCUAAUCAAAGAUUAUAACUAUGUAAUUAAAUAUCGCGGUGCAAAAAAAAAAUCGAUAUUGGCAAAGUAAUCGGAUAUGUGCAUGGACCGAUAUCCCGUAGAAACGAUAGCAAACACUCAUUCCGUGCGUUCCUGCUUUGAUGAAAAUGGCAGCCUCCUGCCUAGCUGUAGCAGUAAACAAACCCCAUAUCUCAAUGACACCAUCGCAGUUAUUGUUUAUCAUUGUUCUGCUAGUUGGCACCACGAAUUUGUCAACAGCCUCAAGUCCUUUGAAGCACUUUUCUACUAAAACACCCUACGCAUGGAUAACUUCUUCAAAAACCACAGAACUUGUCGACGACGAAAUGUAUCAUUUGACUGAUGUUGAAGGGCUGAGUUGUUCGGCUGUUCAUGCAAAUGCAGUUAUUCGCCAUGGGUCUAGAUUUCCAGGCUUGGAUGAUGUGCUUGAAAUUUCAAACGUACACGAAAAGCUUGUGGUUGCUAUGGAGCCAGAUGUUAAUCCGGAGUUAUAUAACUGGGUUAACAAUUUUCCCAGCAACAACAACAAGGCUCUGUCAAGUCUCGGGGAGGAAGAGCAGGAAGCUUUGGGGAGUCGGUUGGCCAAAAAACUCCAUACUCUAUUCUCUGAUGAAGAUUUUUCGAAUUUCAAAUUCAUGGUGUCAAGUGCUGAACGUACGAAACAAAGUGCCAGUGCAUUUUUUGAGGGAUUGUCCACUGUUGUCCAAGGAGAAGAAGAUGAUGCUGAUGAUUUUGAUGUGGAAGUUAAUGAUGAAUUACUAAGGUUCUUUGACUUGUGUAAAAAAUAUGUUUAUUCUGUUGGAAAUAAUAAAACGGCAAUGAAGGAGUAUACUACAUUUAUGAACAGCCAUCAGGUUGUUAAAAUAAAGGACAAAAUGUCUGAAAAGCUGGGAAUAAGCAAAGAUAUUUUGACAACAGCAAAUGUUCGACUAAUCUAUUUGAUUUGUGGAUAUGAGACUGCAUCAUUUAAGUCCUCCCCAUGGUGCUCUUUACUGGAUGAAGAGGAUAUGGUGAUCUUGGAAUAUCUGGGAGACCUCAAACAUUACUACAAAAAUGGUUAUGGCCAUGACAUUACUUGGCAGCAGAGCUGCCCUUUGCUGAACGAAAUGUUCUACGUCAUGGAUGAAACUAUUGUUGAGAUUGAGACUACAGAAGAUGAUGAAGAAAUGGAUGGCUUCAUAGUGGGGCACUUUGCUUUUGGUCAUGCUGAAACUGUGGGCCCUUUGCUCUCAGCUCUUGGUCUUUUCAACGAUUCUGAGCCUCUACUCGCAGGAAAUUUUGAGCAGCAGGAGAAGAGACUUUUUCGUACUAGUGAGAUUUUGCCUUUCUCUUCAAAUGUUCUCUUUGUGCUUUAUGAAUGUGUUCCCGAAGAGUUUGGGGAGGAUGAAGAAAUUGAUGAGGCAGAUUAUUACUUGAGACUGUUUGUGAAUGAAGUACCUGUGAAGAUACCAGGAUGUGAAGAACUGUCAUGUCCUUAUAAAACUGUCAGGGGCCUGUACCAUUCUUUUGUGGAAGAAUGUGACUUUAAGAAGAUCUGUAACAGCUCCCAUCCUAAAGAUGAAUUGUGAUGGAGGUCAAGACUGUCUAAUGGUAAAAUUUUUAAAGGAUUUUUCUUCCUUGAAUUGUUCGCUGUUGUCUUUUUACAGAGUUCAGGUUAGACAUUUAUUGUUUUCACUUCAUUUAAACGAAAAAUAUAUGCGAGGCAUUGUGGUGAAAUCAGACACUCGUGAAAUGAA
Messenger RNA from Aplysia californica (California sea hare), 1780 nucleotides. Its product is annotated as multiple inositol polyphosphate phosphatase 1. The transcript has 4 exons. The coding region runs from base 167 to 1612 and encodes 481 amino acids. Gene Ontology annotation, molecular function: inositol phosphate phosphatase activity; acid phosphatase activity. Lineage: Eukaryota; Metazoa; Mollusca; Gastropoda; Aplysiida; Aplysiidae. The record is from RefSeq and is a predicted model, not a curated record.